Messenger RNA from Uranotaenia lowii, 7975 nucleotides. RefSeq names its product PDZ and LIM domain protein Zasp (gene Zasp52). The record is from RefSeq and is a predicted model, not a curated record. Gene Ontology annotation, biological process: heart development; actin cytoskeleton organization; muscle structure development. NCBI's taxonomy places the organism in Eukaryota, Metazoa, Arthropoda, Insecta, Diptera, Culicidae. Bases 495 to 6584 code for a protein of 2029 amino acids. Gene Ontology annotation, cellular component: adherens junction; Z disc; stress fiber. Gene Ontology annotation, molecular function: actin binding; muscle alpha-actinin binding. The transcript is spliced from 17 exons.
CGAACUGUGCAGCCAACUGGUUGUAUUUCUCGUCCUGAGUUCUAACUGAGGAGGUGGCUUAACGUUUUCGCGGAUCUUUGCUUGGUUUGUUCGGUGGAUUUUGAUGGUGGUGAAGUGGAGGAAAGAGUAGCGAUCGCCUUGUAACUCUUUGUGUCAAUAGUUUUUGUUUGUUGUGUUGCGAAUUGUAACUCCAUUUGGUGUCUGAAGUCUAUCAGACUGAUAAAUAUACCAGAUUAUCGUGUGCUCAAGCAAACGAGGAUUCCAAAUCCUUGGAGUGAAAAGUAAAACUAGUGCGAAUCGAAAACCGAAAUACUCUAUCCCGGAGGACCUGUUCCUUGACUUCUGGGAUCGAAAGUUCGAAGAAACAUCAACCGAGUUAAAUUCCUUGGACAAAUCCACAUUAAAAAAAUAAGUUGCGGAUUUGUCUCAGCGACAGCAGAAAGGCUCUGGUUUUCAAGACCUCACCAACAUCCACAGCAUUUAUUUAAACAGAUAUGGCUAAUUUGAUCACAGUUCGUCUACAGCGCAAUCAAGGUCAGCCUUGGGGAUUCCGUCUUCAGGGUGGCAAGGAUUUCUCCUCUCCAUUGGUUCUUCAGAGGGUAAAUGGCGGAAGCGUAGCAGAUCAAGUCGGUCUGAUGGCCGGCGAUGCCUUGGUCAAGGUUAACAGUACCGAGGUGUUCAAUCUGCGCCACAAGGAAGCUCAGGAUGUCAUCAUGGGCGCUGGAAACUCAUUCGAGCUCACAGUCUCCAGAGGCACCGCGUGGAGGCCAUCGGUCACACCAACCGGAUCGAUCCCUUCGCCUUCCCCAUCGCUGCCCGGAAACAUCACUCCGGUUACCAAAACUUCGCUGGCCGCCACUCCUCAGCCCGUUCAGCACAUCGGAAGUGCCCACAAUCAGGCCGCCAAGCCGUUUGCUGCCCAGGAGGUCAACGGCACCGGCGAUCAGAUCAAGAGCAUCGUCAACAACCAGUACAACACACCGGUCGCCAUGUACAGCGAUGAAACCAUUGCCGAGACGCUGUCAUCUCAGGCGGAAGUGCUGGCCGGAGGAGUUUUGGGAGUGAACUUCAAGAAGAACGAGCGCGUCUACUCGCCCGCCAACUCGGAAGUCUACAAGCUGCUCCACGAGCAAGGCAACGACCCGGAACCAGGUAGGGAUGCCUAUCAGCAACAACAUCAACCACAACAACAACAGCAGCAGCAGCAACAGGUUCAGCAACAUCAACAACAACAACAACAAUCCACCAAUGCCGUUACCCGUCACGUAACGGCUCCGGUUGACAAACCACCAUCGGCCAACACCAAUGGCCUUCCGGCGGGACAGAACAUUUGUUCCUCCUGUGAGCGUUUGAUUGUUGGCGUGUUUGUGCGCAUCAAGGACAAGAAUCUCCAUGCCGAUUGCUUCAAGUGCGCCACUUGCGGAACAUCUCUCAAGAAUCAGGGAUACUUCAACCUGAACAACAAACUGUACUGUGACAUCCACGCCCGGCUGGCAGCCAUCCAAAGCCCUCCGCCCGGAACCAACGGAAUGGUUCCGGUCACUUUCACCAAACCUGGUCAGAAAACCGGAGUCCAGGCCAUCUCAGCUGCUCUCAACGCCCACGCCAAUCUGAACGGACGUUCCCAGUCUCCCUACACCAACGCUAUCACAAUCACCACCACACCAUUAACAGUACCGCCCACGAACGGGCCAUUCAUUAACGGCAGCACCAUUAUCAGCGGCGGCAACGGCGGCCUUACUCAGUCUCCUUCGCACUCCCGAUCGAGCAGCACGACAUCGUCCUCGAGUGGAUAUUGCCCGUCGAGUUCCCUAUCGCCGGUCACCUCGAACAAAGUAUCACCGCUGCAUUCGCGCACCAGCAGCGAGAACGAAUUGAUCCUCCUAUCGCCAACCGGAUCCCUAGCCUCGCCGCCGCCACCGCCACCCCCGCUUCCCUUUGGCGGAACGUCUAAAGUGUCUUCAACCGCCAAGAAACAUCCGUCCAUUGUGACAAGUGCUGAGUUUUCAUUUCCGCCGCCCCCGCCACUUUUGGCCACAAGUGUAAGCAUGGAAAGUUCCGAGUCCCAGCAACCGGUCAUCGAUCCGGCCUCGUUUGGUCCCAACGGGCUGGCGCAGGCCGACUCAACCGAUGCCGCCAGCUGCAACGGCGAUUCGGUUACGCAAAACGAGUACGGAUUCAUCUACAAAACGAUCGGCGGAGCCGUUAUUCGAAGUGUUCUUCCGCCUGGAAACAACUCCAAGUACAAGAAUCAGAACAACACCCUUCCGAAACCCUUCGGAGCUCCAUUGCCAACUAGCAAUUUGGCUCAGGUUCAACCACCAUCGUCCUUCCCACCGGUUGCCGGUAGCGUCCCGACGCCAUUCUCCGCCGCCAUCACCGGCCAGGCUCCGUCGGCUCCAGCACCAUCGGCUGCCCCGGCUCAGACGUCUUUCCCACCGGCGGCCGCCCCAGCUCCGGCUUCAGCUCCAGCAGCCGCCCCAGCCGCCGUGCCAACUCCACAAGACGAUGAAGAGCAAGAAUACUACGUCGAGGAGAACGAAGAGGAUGAAGAACAGGUACAAAUUCAAGCCGAAUCUCCCGUUCCUCCCUUUACCUGGCCUCCAAAACGUGUCGAGGAUCAAACGAUCCCUACGGCCGUUCCCAUUUAUAUCCCACCACCAGAAACUCAGAAGGUUACACCCAAAAAGGUACUUCAAUGGGUCGUUCCUCCGCCGCUGCCCAAAGAUAAAAGCAACUCACCCCCGGAAGAACAGAAUCAAGAAGCAAGUCAAGGUGAAACCGUAGAAAUAGUAGUACAAGAACCUGAGCAGGUAAUUGUCAAAAGCGUCCAAAGCAAAUCGGCUCCGGAGCUAAGUCGCAGACAAAGCGAUGCGCAACAGGAUCAACAAGAAGAGGAUAGCUAUGAAACGUACACAACAUCGACUUCGGCAUCAUCCGAAGAGUAUCGAAUGUAUUCGACCCAGACGUCACAACCGAUAGUGACGUACUACGACACCCCGCUAGUUGAAAUGGAUUAUCCAUUCGGAGGACCUCUGUAUAGCGCACAGGCAAGUACGGUUACCAUGUCUGACGCAUCGUACACUCAUUUCGUUUACACCGACACUGCAUUGGACGAACCACCGACUGUCGAGCCAUCGCAAGAACCGGAGCCGGAGAAGAUCAUUGAACGAGUCAGAACUCCACCACCGCCGGAAGAGGUGAAGCCUCAGAAGCGAGUCGAAUUCGUCGACUACCGCCAAGAGUUAGAAAACUAUCUUAGAGCAGAACUAGAUGCCAAACGAAAAGCCGAAGAGCUUAAAAACACUAUUGAAAACGAAGAAGUCGCAGAAGAAAUCACAAUACCGCAUUACGAACUACCGAUCAUCAAAUCUCCGAAUCCGGAAAUGUACAUGCCUCCCAAAAUAGUUCCCAAUCCCGUUCCGAAACAGUGGCAAAGUGCACUUGUGCAAGCACUCUGCGUGGCCCCUCGAGACCCCGUUCGCUUAACCGAAGAACAGAUUGAAGAGGCCAAUUUUAUGAAAUCACGUAACGAAGCCUACAUCCGAGAACAGGAGGACAAGAAAAUGCGUCAACUGGAAGCAUUAAAGAGACAAGUGGACGCCCUCGAACGGCGUCUCGCUCAAAACAAGGAACCUGAACCGGAACCGGAACCCGAACCAUACCCGCCUCUGGACAUUCCCCGGAAGGGCUCUGUGAUGGCUAGGGUGCUUGCCUCGUCUACCACUAAAGCGGAACGUUUUCCAAAGAACCUCCCAGCUCCGGUUAUUCGGCUUCCCGAACAAACCGCUCCAUACUUUCCCCCUCCGCACUCGAUGGAACCGAUUCGGAGCGAGAAAAUUUCAUCUUUUCGCACAACACCCCUUUUGGACGCUCUUACUACAGCUCCUUAUACCCCGUUUCAGACCUUCGGCCAUGAGAUCCCAUCGCAAAUGGAGGGAAUGCCGGUUCCGUCGGGUCGAAUUUCGAUGACCGAUGCACUGGCAACGGCACCGGAGCGGCCCUAUACACCGUUCCUCGAGGCCAAGUUUGAAGGGUCCGAAGUGUAUCAAGAUUUGCUCAAACAGCAACCCUCGAUUCAGGUCGAUCCCGACAAAAACUUCUCGGCUUUUGCCAGUGUUUCCGGCAAUCGAACUCCGAUGCCUUUCAAACCGAUUCUGCCGGAGCCUGAUCUAGCUCCAGUACCGGAACAACCACAGGAAGUAGAGGUACCGAUAGAACAACCAGAACCUGAACCAGAACCAAUCAGCAAACCGGAAAAAGUCGAAGAACCUAAGGACAAAACACCACCUAAACAUGAUCUUAGUGUAAAUCAUUACUCUUUAGCGCUACGCAGGGAUCGAGAGUCACCCUUGAAUCAUCCGGCUGAGAUACCUCCGUACCAACGGAAAUGGUUCAAUCUUCCUACGCAAAAUCCACCCAGAACGCCGGAACCUCCCGAAUUGCGCCAAAAUGUUCCACUGGCAUUUGUAGAUAAACAUUCGCAGUCGCAGCCUAUCGCAAAGCCUGUAAAUAUUAGAGAACAAGUAACGUUGAAAAAAACACAACCGUUCACAGUCAUACAACCAAACAAUCGUACCAUCCCAGUCAUACAGAUGCCCAUAGAAGAAGAUGCCGAGCUGGCACACUUCAACAACGCACACACGAGGCUUCAAGCCAAGGGAGUCAUCGAUCGAGGGCAAAGUUUCACACCCUCGAUGAUCCUUACGAAACACCCAACAACGAUCCCUUACUACCAACAUCAGCUUGGAUUCGAAGAGUACUUUGCCGAGUCCAAGCAAUUUGAUGGACGUCGCACGCCCCAAACAGCGACGGCUCGUAAAUCACCAGCCUUUGGGCCACCUCCAAACCCUCUGAAGGCGUUUGUUCCACCCUCUCGAGACGGUAUUCCCAACGAAUCGGGGCUGUAUCUUUCAAUGGGUAAGCUACAGGGUACUCCAUGGUACGCAAAUAAAGAUCAUGUUCCGACAGAUAUUCAGCAGAAGUUGGUACAGCAGCACCACGGCAUGGGUCCCGGUUGGAACGCAACCGCACAGCAACAUCAGCAACAAAGAAAUACCGUUAGCCAGCAGCGAAGUGUUAGUCAACAGAGAGCCGUUAGCCAGCAGAGCAGUGAAAAGACAGUUCGCUCCCAGGAAAGAUCAUCAAGGGAGAUUUCUUCUGAACGAUCCGUCUGUAGCGCUAGCCAGGUUGGAAAUGCACUGAUUCAGAAACGCGUCAGCGUAGUCGAAGAUCAAGAUGCGGCAGCUGCCAAAUUUUCAUCAAAAAUCAAAGAAGAAGAAGCCCCCCAAAAAGGUUUUGUAGCUCAACAAACGAGGAGAUUUUCGGGUCAAGACGAUGCUCUGAAUAUCCCUCCACAAAUGCAACAGUACACUCCGCCUGAGGAACCACUGAUACAAAUCUCGGAAUCUUUUCCCCAGAAAUCACAACCAGCUUCUCAGACAUCUUUCCCUACAUCUUUCCCACAACAAAUGGUAUCCCCACAGGUGCCACAAAAAGCAGCCGAUUCUUUCCCCACGACGAGUAUGUUCCCCGAACCCCUCAUUGAUCGUUUUCCAGCUAAAAGUUCACGCAAGGUAAGCGUCAUGAUACCGCAAAAACAUUCACCGACACCCAGCUCGGGUGGUUUCAAAGCUCAGUUCAACCGAUACAUGUACGGCAGUCUACCCGAGGAACAACCACAACAGUCUGAUCAAGUUCAAUCGUGGCCGCCACAAAUUCCAUCCGUCAUUGCUAGCACUAACACAGCUCCCGCUCAAGCUGCUGCGGUGAAACCACCACUACCGGUUGCCGCACAGCCGCAGGCGCCGGUGGCAGAAUCCUCUGCGCCGCUAACCUCCAGCUACAGUAACCAUAGUCAAGCGUCGUCGAUCGGCUUCAGUAACACAACUUCCCGCAAAAACAGUUGUCGUAGCAAUAUUUCUGAUCGAAGUUCUGGUGCUAGCGCAGGUUCGGGCGCAUUUAACAAGGGUCGGGCGGCAUGUUCAACCUCAGCCCCUACCCGUGGACGUGGUGUCAUGAACAACGCCGUUGCCCCCGGAGGUCGUGUUCCGUUGUGCGGCUGCUGCAAUCAGCAAAUCAGAGGACCAUUCAUCACCGCUCUCGGUCGCAUCUGGUGCCCGGAUCACUUCAUCUGCCACAACGCCAACUGCAAACGUCCGCUGGCCGACAUCGGUUUCGUCGAGGAGAAGGGUGACUUGUACUGCGAGUACUGCUUCGAACAGUUCCUCGCUCCGAUGUGCAGCAAGUGCAACAACAGAGUCAAGGGUGACUGCCUAAACGCUAUCGGCAAGCAGUUCCAUCCGGAGUGCUUCAAGUGCACCUACUGCAACAAGUUGUUCGGCAACAAUCCGUUCUUCCUGGAGGAAGGUGAUCCCUACUGCGAAGCCGACUGGAACGAACUGUUCACGACCAAGUGCUUCGCCUGUGGGUUCCCGGUCGAGGCCGGUGACAAGUGGGUGGAGGCCCUGAACAACAACUACCACAGCCAGUGCUUCAACUGCACCAGCUGCAAAAAGAACCUCGAAGGCCAGAGCUUUUUCGCCAAGGGUGGUCGUCCUUUCUGCAAAAACCACGCCCGCUAAUAAGUGCCGCUAACCACUAGGGUCGGUCCAAAUUGUACAUAGGCUAAGAAGAAGUCCACUUUCGGAGCGGCCAACCAAGCGUUGAUAUGCAAUACAAAAAAGGGUUAUCUAUUUUUAUUCUAUUUAUGAAUUUUUAUUUUCUUCAAUCAUCUGUUGCACAUAACUUAGCUCAUCUGUUUUAGUUUUUUUUCUAUAUUCGCUCCUUAAAAUCAACACCUUUUUUCAGCAUAGGUAGAAAAAGUGUCUGAAAUUUGAAGCCCAAAUCACAGUGUUAUUUCAAUGUCGAAGAAAAUGUUUGGUCUAAAAUAAUUUUGAGUUCACACGUUUGAAGCCAAAAAUCGUUUACCGAAAACAAAAGCUCACUAAUAAAAUCGUUGAAUCGUUUGUACUAAUCAGCGGCACUAAAUCGGUCAUCAAACAGGAGUGAAUUGAAGAAUCAAUUUAGAAUAAUCAUAUGGAAUCAUUUUCAUCUAACUAAACAAAUGCUUCCUAGUACUUUCGUAAGAAAUAGCAAUGCUCUAAUGCAACGAAAUUUGUGUGUAUGUAGCCAUAAAAACAUCAGCAAAACCAACAACAUUGUACAGGGUUGAAAAAGAAAGAGAGGAUAAUGUGUAAGCUUUGGAAACGUGUCAUCAAGUUUUCGUUUUUAUCGUUUACGAAUAUCGUUAGGUCAGCAAAAUAAAGUUUCCCCGCUGAAUAUUCAAAGCUGUGCGAAAUAUUUCAAGACAACUUCACGGGAGAAACAUUUCAAAAGGGGUUUGAAAUUUUCCCUUGUGCUAUAAUUUCAACAGCUUGAGCUUUAUAGCAGAAAGUUUUUGAUAAGGAGAAGCAAAGCAUAGAAACUGAUUUUUCUUUAAAUUCAAAGAAAUGUAUACAAGUUUGUAAUACCUUUACGAUCAAGAACAAAACGGCAGCUUUUAAAGUUUAUUCACUUGAAAGGAUAAAACCAAUAAUAUAAAUUUGUAUGUUUUAAAACCAAAUUUGAGAAACUCUGACUUAUUCGGACCAUCCGUUGAAUGUUGAAAUCAUAGAAAUUAUGUCCAAAAAAUGUGUGUGAUAAAAAAGUGUAGAAAAACAGAUUUGUUAUUAUUUUAACUUUUAUUUAUGUGAUGAAAAAGAACUCAGAAGCAGAACGAUGAAGGAGGAAGCAAGAAAACAAUAUUUAGGUUUUCGAUUUCGAACCUACAUAGCUAAAUUCCCUACACGGAACAAGAAAUCGCUGCUUUAUUCUAGAACGCUUUAUACAGAUAAUAUUGAAUAGAAGCAUGAGAACAACUGUUACAGUUAGACAACUGGAUUGAUACGAACAAAACCAAGAUCAAUAGUGUGUAAAUGAGAUAAGAUUUAAGAUCAAAGAUGCGUAAUAUAAAAUCUUAACGUUUUAAAUAAAA